This is a messenger RNA of Staurois parvus, 945 nucleotides long. The record is from the annotation of a GenBank genome assembly. Lineage: Eukaryota; Metazoa; Chordata; Amphibia; Anura; Ranidae.
UCCCUAGAGGGAAGAUUGAGAACUUACCAAACAGAAGAAAGGCCUGUGAGCUCAGAGGAGGAUGGAAUCACUUUGGAUUUUGCAGAAGAAACAGCCAUCGCUCCAAACCACGCCCUUCUGCUCCGCCGCCCACAUCCAUCCCAACAUCUUUCCUUAGAGCCAGCUCUCUCCAAAGAUCGAUAUCAGCCCACAUUGGAGAGGCCGUACGCCUGUUCUGAAUGCGGGAAAUGCUUUUCAGACAGAAGCAUCCUUCAGAGACAUGAAAAAAGCCACACAGGCGAGAAGCCGUUUUCCUGUUCCAUGUGCGGAAAAUCCGGCCUGGAUGGGCAUCAGAUGAUUCACACGGGAGAGAAGCCACACUCCUGCCCCGAAUGCGGCAAAGGUUUUCCGCACAAAUCCCAGCUGCGAACACAUCACAAAAUCCACACGGGCGAUUUGCAGUUUUCGUGUUCCGACUGCGGCAAACUUUUUGUACAGAAGUCGCAGCUCGUCCGGCAUCACCUGACGCACACGGGCGAGAAGCCGUUUUCGUGUUCGGAAUGUGGAAAACGGUUUACAGGAAGGAGCAAUCUUUCGAACCAUCAGAGGCUUCACACGGCCGACAAGACCUUUUCUUGUUCUGAGUGCGGGAAAUGUUUCACCCGGAGGGACUGUCUUAUUUCCCAUCAGCGGACUCACUCGGGGGAGAAGCCUUACUCAUGUCUGCAGUGUGGUGAAUGGUAUUCCCACAAAUCGUGUCUUAUGAGGCAUGAAAGGGUUCACAGAGGGGAGAAGCCAUACCCGUGUUCCGAAUGCGGCAAGUGUUUCACGGAGAAAGCCCGGCUCGUCUCGCACCUAAGAGUCCACACCGGCGAGCGCCCCUACACGUGUACCGAGUGUGGGAGAGGCUUCAAAGAGCGAUCCGUGUUGAUCAGACACAAGAGAAUUCACAUGGGUGAUCCGUAG